Molecule: messenger RNA, 1026 nt
Organism: Fusarium musae
Lineage: Eukaryota; Fungi; Ascomycota; Sordariomycetes; Hypocreales; Nectriaceae
Exons: 3
Coding region: 1-1026 (341 amino acids)
Source: RefSeq, a predicted model, not a curated record
AUGAUCAUUUCAUCAGGUCUGUUUGUCGUUGCGAGAUGUAUUGCGCGGUACUCGAUACACAAACUUGGAUCAGACGAUGUUGCCAUUAUUGUUUCUCUGAUAUCCUCUAUCCUUCUUUCGACGUACAUACAACUUGCCAUACACCACGGCUACGGAAUGCACAAAGCCGAUCUCGAAAAGCCCGAUCUUCGAAUGGCGUUGAAGAUGUUCUUUAUCGCUCAGACGCCAUACAAAGCAACCGUCUGCCUCAACAAAGUCGCUGCGAUCCUACUAUAUCUCCGACUAUUUGUCACAAAAUCGUUUCGUGUUUGGUCUUUCGUCGUGCUGGGAGUUGUAGUGGGAUACAGUAUUGGUGGUAUUGCAGCGACAAUUUGGCAAUGCGUCCCCAUCAAGGGCGCAUGGGACAAGUCAGUGGAUGCCAAAUGCAUCGACUCAAAUAAGUUUUGGGUUGCCUACGCUGUCCUCAACAUCUUGACCGACGUUAUGGUCUUGGCUCUUCCGAUUAUGCCCAUCAUGAGGCUUCAGACCAGUAGACGGGAGAAACUCCUGCUCUGCUGCAUCUUUCUUCUCGGUGGAUUUGUCACCAUUACAUCGAUCCUCCGAGUAACAUCCGUAUCAAACUCUCUGAAGAAUAAGAAAGACAUGACCUGGAACUUUAUUGAUCGCGGCGUAUGGACUCUUAUCGAAGCUAACCUGGGAAUCAUCGCCGCAUGUCUACCAGUGCUACGACAGCCUCUGGGCAAGAUCUUCCCCCGCAUUUUCGGAUCUACCAAAAAGAGCUCCUUGUACUACACAGGGCCAGGUGGUCCUGCAAAAGGCUACAACUUGUCAGAUAUAGCUGCUCGAAGCCCUCGACCAGGUAUUUGGAAGAGCGACGCAUCUCGAUCUGAACAAAUUAUUUCUGUUGGAGGACCGCAAACAGAAGCAAGUCGGGACAGCGACGAGCGUUGCAUUAUUGCCGAUUCGGUGAAAGGGAGCGAUUUUGGGAGUGAGCUGGCUGCUCACAGGCCCGUUCCAAGCAGAUAG